GCGGCUGCAGCCAUGCCUGGUCUGCUGCUAGGAGAAAUCUUUCCUGACUUUGAGGCGGACACAACUAUUGGCAGAAUCAAGUUUCAUGAAUUCCUGGGGGGCUCAUGGGGUGUUCUUUUCUCACACCCACGGGAUUAUACCCCUGUCUGCACCACCGAGCUAGGACGUUGUGUAAAGCUUGCUCCGGAGUUCAAAAAACGCAAUGUUCGCAUGAUUGCCCUGUCAAUAGACUCUGUAGAGGAUCAUCUCGGCUGGAGUAAGGACAUCAACUCUUAUAACUGUGAUGAGCCCACAGAGACACUACCCUUUCCUAUUAUUGCUGAUCCCAAACGGGAUCUGGCUGUAAAACUUGGUAUGCUUGAUCCUGAUGAGAAGGACAUGCAGGGGAUGCCAGUGACUGCAAGAUGUGUUUUCAUCAUUGGCCCUGAUAAGAAAAUGAAGCUUUCUAUUUUGUAUCCAGCCACCACCGGAAGGAAUUUUGAUGAAAUCCUAAGAGUCGUGGAUUCCCUUCAACUGACUGCAGUCCAUAAUGUUGCGACUCCAGUGGAUUGGAAGCCUGGUGAUCGAGUCAUGGUUCCCCCAAAUGUUCCUGAAGAAGAAGCCAGUAAACUAUAUCCAUCUGGCGUUUUUAACAAAGCGCUCCCUUCUCGCAAGAAUUACCUGCGAUACACUGCACACCCACAAUAAGCAGAAAUAAAAUAUUUUUUGAAUGAUUUACUUUAUCACCAACAGUAGUGAUUCAUUCAUAUGCAUGAUUGAUCUUCUGAAGGUAGAAUACUUAGUAAAAGUCCACAAAACAGAUGUAUAUCCUGUGAUUUUUUUUUUUGGUAAACAUAAACAACUCUGGAAUCCAUCUGGAGAGGGUCUAAAACAUUUGCACGCAGAGUACUGUCUUGAAAGAGUCUGUUGACUUCUAGGACAAUGGCACAUGCAGAGAUCAAUUGCCUGUGCGAAAUGUAAUGGUCCUGUUGGUGACAAGUGCCAGAGAAUACCUUUAACUUUGAUAGUAUGGGAAUUGCUGCAUCAGAUUACAUUCUGCUUAUGUCAGAUUCCAUUCUGUAAUCUGACAUAAGGUUUAAUAAAUUUGGGUUUGAUGGCUUAUGAAUGAUUUUAAAUAAAUUCCAAUUUCCAAUAUUCUUUCAACUCCUGUUCAGGUAUUUUCCUCUAGUGCCUUUCGAGAAAGCCAGCAGGCACAUUAUUACUUUGCCAAAGAUUUUAUUAAUACCUAUGCAUAUGUGUGACAACAUUCUUGCAUUCCUCUUGUAAUCCUUUUUUUCCCUAUGAAAUAAAUCUUGUAUUUGAAUUAUAAA
This is a messenger RNA of Xenopus tropicalis (tropical clawed frog), 1310 nucleotides long. RefSeq names its product peroxiredoxin 6 (gene prdx6). Gene Ontology annotation, molecular function: A2-type glycerophospholipase activity; peroxiredoxin activity; antioxidant activity. NCBI's taxonomy places the organism in Eukaryota, Metazoa, Chordata, Amphibia, Anura, Pipidae. The record is from RefSeq and is marked validated. Gene Ontology annotation, biological process: cell redox homeostasis; cellular oxidant detoxification.